GUAGGACUCUCGGACGAAAAUGGAGGUGUCGAACCGGUGGGUUUCUCACUAUACAAAGUCUUUAAGGGCCUCUCUCACUCUCUCUUCGUCUUCAUUUACAAGGCUUGUGCCGUAGGUUUCAGAGUUAAAGGAGAGAGAAAAUGGAGACUUUCCUCUUUACAUCCGAAUCUGUGAACGAGGGGCACCCUGACAAACUCUGCGACCAAAUCUCUGAUGCUGUCCUCGAUGCCUGCCUUGAGCAGGACCCUGAUUCCAAGGUCGCCUGCGAGACCUGCACCAAGACCAACAUGGUCAUGGUCUUUGGUGAAAUCACCACAAAGGGCAAUAUUGACUAUGAGAAAAUCGUCCGCGACACCUGCCGCACCAUUGGCUUUGUCUCUGAUGAUGUCGGCCUUGACGCUGAUCACUGCAAGGUCCUUGUCAACAUCGAGCAACAGAGCCCUGAUAUUGCCCAGGGUGUCCACGGCCACCUUACCAAGAGGCCUGAGGAGAUUGGUGCCGGCGACCAGGGCCACAUGUUUGGAUAUGCAACUGACGAGACCCCGGAGCUCAUGCCACUGAGCCAUGUGCUAGCCACCAAGCUGGGCGCUCGGCUCACCGAGGUACGAAAGAACGGGACCUGCCCAUGGCUGCGCCCUGAUGGCAAGACCCAAGUGACUGUUGAAUACUUCAAUGAUGGCGGAGCCAUGGUACCUGUUCGUGUUCACACUGUGCUGAUCUCGACCCAACACGAUGAGACUGUGACCAAUGAUGAGAUUGCAGCUGACCUCAAGGAGCAUGUGAUCAAGCCUGUGGUUCCUGCCAAGUACCUUGACGAGAAGACCAUCUUCCACCUCAACCCGUCUGGCCGCUUUGUGAUCGGGGGUCCGCACGGGGAUGCUGGGCUCACCGGCCGCAAGAUCAUUAUUGACACCUAUGGUGGUUGGGGUGCCCAUGGAGGGGGUGCCUUCUCAGGCAAGGACCCCACCAAGGUUGAUAGGAGCGGGGCCUACAUUGUUCGCCAGGCUGCCAAGAGUGUUGUGGCUUCAGGUUUGGCUCGUAGGUGCAUUGUGCAGGUCUCAUACGCCAUUGGUGUCCCCGAGCCACUCUCCGUUUUUGUGGACACCUAUGGAACUGGCCUGAUCCCUGAUAAGGAUAUAUUGAAGAUUGUGAAGGAGAACUUCGACUUCAGGCCUGGAAUGAUUGCUAUCGACCUCGACCUCAAGAGAGGAGGUAAUGGGAGGUUCCUUAAGACUGCAGCCUACGGUCACUUUGGUCGGGAUGACCCUGACUUCACUUGGGAGGUUGUAAAGCCACUCAAGUGGGAGAAGCCAGCCGCUACAACCACCGCAUAAUUGAAACAUGAGAUCUUCAUCCAUCGAUUCGACCCUUUAUGUUCCGAGCUGACGGCCAAUAAGAUGCCGAAUUCUACUAUUAUUUCUACUGGUUGUUAUAAGUGUUUGUAUGAAUUAUGGUGGUUCUUUUUUUUUUUUUUUGGUUGCCUUCCUUUGGUGGUUUAUUAGCUGUUUUUGUUUUUAAGGGUUGGGAGCAUAAAGUAUUUGUGGACUGGUAUUUGGAAGCGAAAGACUGUAAUUCUUUGACUCGGAAUUUCUCUAUGAUCAACCCCAUCUAUAAAACCUUGGUGACUUUUCAAGG
Amborella trichopoda is the source of this 1635-nucleotide messenger RNA. It is a transcript of the gene SAM-2, whose product is annotated as S-adenosylmethionine synthetase 2. Lineage: Eukaryota; Viridiplantae; Streptophyta; Magnoliopsida; Amborellales; Amborellaceae. Gene Ontology annotation, biological process: S-adenosylmethionine biosynthetic process. Gene Ontology annotation, molecular function: methionine adenosyltransferase activity; ATP binding. The record is from RefSeq and is a predicted model, not a curated record.